AUGGCCUGCCUGAGCCCCUCACAGCUCCAGAAGUUCCAGGAGGAUGGAUUCCUGGUUCUGGAAGGAUUCCUGUCUGCAGACGAGUGUGUGACCAUGCAGGAAAGGAUUGGCAAGAUAGUGGCCAAGAUGGACGUCCCUCUGCAUUGCCGCACUGUAUUUCCCCCUGGGUUAGAGGGGCAGUUCCAAGGCCAGGGCAGCACAGAGUAUUUCUUGAGCAGUGGCGACAAGAUUCGAUUCUUCUUUGAGAAAGAUGUUUUUGACACAGAAGGCAAUUUCCUGGUCCCUCCAGAGAAGUCCAUCAACAAAAUUGGCCAUGCUCUGCACGCCCUUGACCCGGUCUUCAAGUCUGUUACAUACUCCCCCAAGAUACAGGCCUUGGGCAGGAGUCUUGGCCUCCAGAUGCCUGUAGUGGUACAGAGUAUGUAUAUCUUCAAGCAACCUCACUUUGGUGGUGAAGUCACCCCUCAUCAGGAUGCCACCUACUUGUACACGGAGCCCCUGGGCCGGCUGCUAGGCGUGUGGAUUGCCCUGGAGGACGCCUCGCUGGAGAACGGCUGCCUCUGGUUCAUCCCUGGCUCCCAUACCAGUGGAGUGUCAAGAAGGAUGGUCCUGGAUCCUGCUAGCUCGGCCACUGGCACCAGCUUCCUGGGGUCAGAUCCAGCCUGGGAGAACAGCCUGUUUGUGCCCACACCUGUGCAGAGAGGGGCCCUCAUCCUACUCCACGGACAAGUGGUGCACAAGAGUGAGCAGAACCUUUCUGACCGCUCACGCCACGCCUACACUUUCCACCUCAUGGAGGCUUCUGGCACCAUCUGGAGCCCGGAGAACUGGCUCCAGCCAACAGCUGAGCUACCCUUUCCUCCACUGUACACCUGA
Messenger RNA from Trichechus manatus latirostris (Florida manatee), 876 nucleotides. RefSeq names its product phytanoyl-CoA dioxygenase domain-containing protein 1. The record is from RefSeq and is a predicted model, not a curated record. Lineage: Eukaryota; Metazoa; Chordata; Mammalia; Sirenia; Trichechidae. The transcript has 11 exons. Bases 1 to 876 code for a protein of 291 amino acids.